Messenger RNA from Ilex paraguariensis (yerba mate), 3756 nucleotides. Lineage: Eukaryota; Viridiplantae; Streptophyta; Magnoliopsida; Aquifoliales; Aquifoliaceae. The record is from the annotation of a GenBank genome assembly.
AUGGAGAAAGCUGACGAGGAGAAAUCGGACGGUCUGGAGAUUAUCUCAGUAGGAACGCUAUACAGUGGCCCCUGGGACAAGAAGUACUGGAGCUCGUCUAGGGGUAAAGAUCGCUAUCCUUAUCCAGUUGGAUACCAAGCUUUGCGGACAUACAGUGGGACAACAUAUAAAAUGGGAAUCCUUGAAGGUCUUAAAGGCCCUUUAUUUACGAUUAGUUCUACUGAUGGGCACUCGUGUUCUGGGCAGACUCCAGAUAUUGCAUGGGAAAGCUUUCAAAAGAAAGGCUGUCCUCGCAUGAAGUUGUGGCAUGGGAAGAGAUUCUCGUGCAAGAUAGAUGGUGUGGAGUUUUUCGGAUUCAAGAACCCGUUUGUGCGGAGGUUACUUCGGGAUUUGGUGGCUAAUGUCAGCAGAACUUCUGAAAAGAGUUCACUUUCUCCUGGCAUUUGCAGUGGAGCUUCUACUCCCAAGCCUUGUCCUCCAUGCACAGAAUCAUAUCAAUACCCUGAUCUGCUCCCAUAUUUGGAAAAACCACACUUUACAGGGAAGAGGAGUAGAAAAAGCAUUAAUGUGCAAUCAUGUAGCCUGACACCCCUUAAAAGACUUCGACCUCCAGGUCAGAUGCAUAAGGCUGAUGCUACAAAUAUUGGACAAGGGAUUCAAAAUGAUCGGAAUUCCUCAACUUUCUCUACUACAAAGAAAGAGCAUGGGGAUUGUGAUGGUCCAGGAGUUUUGCCAGGAUCAAUAAACUUGGAAACUGUAGUUGAUGAAGUAAAUAGUUCAUUUGUGGCAGAAGAAGGAACACACUUGGAUUCAUUUGGUUCUCGUGAUGAUCCCGAAGUGGCAAUUCUCCUUCCCCAAGAAGACAGCAAACUUAUUAGUUCUACAACUGCAGAAGAAGCUAAAAACUUGUCCAAAGACGAAAAACUUGUAAGAGUCACUCUUGAUAGGUCCAAAGUUAAUGAGAUGCAGGGUUACAGUUCCUUGAAGCUCAUAGAAGAGAAAGUUGAAGAAAAAACAGUGCCGAUUGAUUCACAAAAAAUCAACAAUGUGGAUAUUCGUGCACCUGAUACUUUGGAUCACCAAGUAGAUGAUGCUUCUGAGAUUGAGUCUUCACUGAAUAUCACAGAGGCAAGUCCUCACAAUGGGAAAGAUGAGUUAAUUGCCUCGUAUAUGGUUGUUUCUGAGGUUCUGGAUUCCGAGUCACAUCCAGAAGAAAUCGGCACAUCUAGUUCAAAUGCAGGUUCUGAAAAGAGUGAUUUUGAUUCAGUUGGUCAAGAAAUUACCAAGUCGAUGAUGACAGUUCUGCUUCCUCGAGCACUUCCUCUGCUAAAGAAAUUCUCAAGAAAGAAGAAAAUUACCACCAACCAUUCAGAUAGUUCUAUCCAUAGGGUGAGAUCUCCGGAGGAAAAUAAUGGAACUGACAUCUGUCUUAUUACAUCUCCUGCUGGAACACUUACUGAGGAUUCUAAUGAGGAAAGGAAGAAGGAAAAGAUGCUGGUUCAAAGUACAGAACUUGUUUCAGUCAGCACAAGUUGUGGACAUAUAACGGCUGUUGUUCCUGAUAGUUUGGAGAAUGAUCAAUGCAGUUAUCCAAUGAGUAUUCAGCUACCACUGCCUGAUGUUUCUGAAGCUGAUCGAACUACAAUUGCUCAAGGCACAUGCUCAUCAGAAAAUGUGAGAGUUCCGGUCACCGUUGAUGCACAGGAGUCAUCAGUUUCUCAUGCUGAGACAUGUGAUUCCAAAUUAAGUGCCUCUCAUGAGGUACACAUGGCUUCAAAUGAACGACCUCAAAAUGCCGUAGUUGCUGAAGGUAAUGGCGCUAACUUACUGGUCAUGGAGAGUUCUGUUCAAAUACCACAGAAGGAAGUUACUGUCUUGGCAGAGGGAACUAGCAAUGGCAAUACAGUCUCUACUAAACUUCCAAGUGUUGCUGCUUCAUCAAGCAAAUCCAAUGCUCCUCUUUCAGAAAGUAUAAUUUGCAGAAAUCCUGAAACUCUUUGUGCCAGGGAAACAUGUGUUUACUCAAGAACGGUCCUUGCUUCAGAUAAUUGUGUAGUCAGCUUAUCUGGUCACUGCCCAAUUGAAAAAGUCCCAUCAGGUGGCAAUGCCAUGGUUCACAAACAACUCCACAGCUCUAACACCGCUAAAAGUUGCAUGAAUCCUGAAGGUGCAACUAGUAAUAUGGCUCCUAUUACAUCUCAUAUUCAGGAGUUCAUUUGGGCUUCAAACAGCAAUGUCUCUUCAGGCGCCCCCUAUCCAUCUAUAUCAUGCAUUGAAAAAUCUCAAGCCUAUGUUGGCAAAGGGCCGCUCAAGCAUCAACAUGUUGUUAGUUAUGGUAGUCCUAUAUCCCAGUUGCAAAAUCAGGGGAGAAGUUUCUUUAGCAAUAUGACUGGAAACAAGGAACUUAAAGAUGGUCCAGAGUCUUCAGACUUUAAUAUGCAACCGAACACAGAAAAUAAAAUUGACCUAGAGGGAAUUGUUCAGCUUCUGGGUUGCUAUGUCCACUCCAUGCCAAUUUUAUUUGUGGUGUUGUGCAAAAAAGCGAAUGAAAUUUACAUUUGUGUUUUGUGUGGCCUUUUGGUGGACAAGGAAAGAACCCUGUUUAUUUACAAUGCACCAACCGAAGGAAAAAGUUUAGGAUGUCCUUCCCUUAUUGGUCAUGCAUCAUUGAUGUCACCGGCUUCAAGAGAUGACUUUGACAGAGAAAUUCCAUUGGAUGAAUCUUGUUUGCAGUUCACUCCAGAUGGACAGUACCUUGUGUUACUGAGCAGUAUAAAAGCUCCUUCCUGCAGGGAAGGGAAACUUCAUUGUGUAUGCUCUGCAUGUACAUCAGAUUGCUUUGAGAAGAAUGCAGUAAAAAUUGUCCAAGUAAAACUUGGUUAUGUUUUGGUUAUUGCCAAAUUGAAAACAGCUGAUGUUGUUCGUUGUAUAUUAGUUUGUGAACCUAGUUGUCUUCUUGCUGCUGAAGAGAGUGGGAGACUGCACCUAUGGAUCAUGAACUCAACAUGGAGUGCAGUGACUGAAGAAUGCUAUUUACCAACUUCUGAUUGCAUGCCUCCGAUUAUAGUGGAGUUGAAGAGAAUUCCAAAGUGUGCUGCUCUGGCUGUUGGUCAUAAUGGGUUUGGGGAAUUUAAUAUAUGGGACAUCUGCAAACGCAUCCUUGUGUCAAGGUUUUCUGCGUCAAGCACUUCUUUUCGGCAGAUUCUUCCCGUUAGUUUGUUUAGAUGGCCAAGGAAAGGCCUUCUUCCUCCUGGCCCUGUCAGCGAGGAGGACAUCAAUGAGAUCAUGGAGAAAACAGAGAUGUGGUUCUCCGAGGGAGGCAAGUAUCAUGUCUCCCUUCCAAUUCAGGGGGAAGAUGUGGCCAUCUGGCUUCUUGUAUUGACUGCUUUGGAUCCUGAUGUUCAACAUGGCUCUAAGUUAAGUGGUUGUCAAAUCAACCCAGGUGGAUGGUGGAGGCUAGCCCUAUUGGUGAAAAACAAUGUGAUCCUGGGGAGUGCUUUAGAUCCAAGGGCUACUGCAAUUGGAGCAUCAGCUGGUGAUGGAAUCAUUGGUACCUGUGAUGGACUUGUGUACAUGUGGGAAUUGUCUACAGGAACUAUGCUUGGCAAUUUGCAUGAUUUCCGAGGUAUCAGAGUGUCAUGUAUUGCUACUGAUGAUUCAAGCUCAGGUGCUUUUGCUGUAGCUGGGGAUGGAGGUCGGUUGUUGGUUUAUUCACGGCCCCAAAGGGCCACUGCAAAUAAGCGAAUGAAUUGCUAG